Molecule: messenger RNA, 2784 nt
Organism: Delphinapterus leucas (beluga whale)
Lineage: Eukaryota; Metazoa; Chordata; Mammalia; Artiodactyla; Monodontidae
Source: RefSeq, a predicted model, not a curated record
CAGUACUCUAAGACUGGUUUCUAAAGGUACGGUUUUCACCCCACUUCAUCAACGCACAUAAGUUUUCUCCUUUUUGGACCUCUAUUUUAUACCACAAUGCAACAAGCUUUAGAACUAGCUUUGGAUCGUGCGGAGUAUGUCAUUGAAAGUGCCCGACAGAGACCUCCUAAAAGGAAAUAUCUAUCCAGUGGAAGAAAAUCAAUAUUUCAAAAACUUUAUGACCUAUAUAUUGAAGAAUGCGAAAAAGAGCCUGAGGUUAAGAAAUUAAGAAGAAAUGUGAACUUGUUAGAGAAGCUUGUUAUGCAGGAGACAUUGUCAUGUUUAGUGGUCAACCUAUACCCAGGAAAUGAGGGAUAUUCUCUGAUGCUCAGGGGAAAAAAUGGAUCAGAUUCUGAGACCAUUCGACUGCCUUAUGAAGAAGGGGAAUUACUUGAAUACUUGGAUGCAGAAGAAUUACCUCCUAUUUUGGUUGAUCUCCUAGAAAAAUCUCAGGUUAAUAUUUUUCACUGUGGAUGUGUCAUAGCAGAAAUACGUGACUACAGGCAGUCCAGUAACAUGAAAUCUCCUGGUUACCAAAGUAGGCACAUUCUCUUACGUCCAACAAUGCAGACUUUAAUCUGUGAUGUACAUUCAAUAACAAGUGAUAACCAUAAAUGGACCCAGGAAGACAAACUUCUGCUUGAGAGCCAACUGAUUCUAGCUACAGCUGAACCACUGUGUCUUGAUCCUUCUAUAGCUGUAACCUGCACUGCAAACAGGCUGCUCUAUAACAAGCAAAAGAUGAACACGCGCCCAAUGAAACGGUGUUUCAAGAGAUACUCCAGGUCCUCUCUGAAUCGGCAGCAGGAUCUGUCUCAUUGUCCACCUCCUCCUCAGCUAAAAUUACUUGAUUUCUUACAAAAAAGAAAGGAAAGAAAAGCAGGUCAGCAUUAUGACCUCAAAAUUUCUAAAGCAGGAAACUGUGUGGAUAUGUGGAAACGGAGUCCCUGUAAUUUGGCCAUACCUUCUGAAGUGGAUGUGGAAAAAUAUGCCAAAGUGGAAAAAUCUAUCAAAUCUGAUGACUCACAACCAACAGUGUGGCCAGCCCAUGAUGUAAAAGAUGACUAUAUAUUUGAAUGUGAAGCUGGUAAUCCAUAUCAGAAAACAAAGCUGACCAUUUUGCAGUCACUUGGUGAUCCACUUUACUAUGGUAAAAUACAGCCAUGUAAAGAAGAUGAAGAGAGUGACAGUCAGAUGUCUCCAUCCCACUUCUCCACAGAUGAUCAUUCAAAUUGGUUCAUUAUUGGAUCAAAGACUGAUGCUGAGAGAGUAGUCAGUCAGUACCAGGAACUGGUCCAGAACGAAGCCAAGUGUCCAGUGAAGAUGUCGCAUAGCUCCAGUGGCUCAGCGAGCUUGAGUCAGCCUUCUCCAGGGAAGGAAACAGAACAGCCCGAGACCCUGUCAGUUCAGUCUUCAGUAUUGGGGAAGGGAGUAAAACAUCGACCUCCACCCAUCAAACUUCCCUCAAGCUCAGGAAAUAGUUCCUCAGGUAACUAUUUUACACCACAGCAGGUCAGCAGCUUUCUUAAAUCUCCAACUCCUCCUCCUGCUUCUAAGCCACCAAGUCUUUCUCGGAAGUCAUCCAUGGAUCUCAAUCAAGUUAGCAUGCUUUCUCCAGCUGCCCUGUCACCUGCCAGUUCAUCACAAAGAACCACGGCCACCCAAGUCAUGGCAAACUCUGCUGGACUUAACUUCAUCAAUGUAGUGGGCUCUGUUUGUGGAGCUCAAGCUUUGAUGAGUGGUUCAAACCCUAUGCUGGGCUGUAACUCUGGUGCCAUAACUCCUGCAGGAAUAAACUUGAGUGGCCUUCUACCCUCAGGAGGUCUGCUACCAAAUGCAUUGCCCAGUGCAAUGCAGGCAGCUUCUCAAGCAGGUGUUCCAUUUGGUUUAAAAAAUACUUCAAGUCUCAGGCCCUUAAACCUACUCCAGCUUCCAGGUGGCUCGCUCAUUUUUAACACACUGCAGCAGCAGCAGCAGCUUUCUCAGUUUACACCACAGCAACCUCAGCAACCCACAACUUCUGUUCCUCAACAGCCAGGGGAGCAGGCUUCUGAACAAAGUUGUACCAGUCAAGAACGGGCCUUAUCUGCUCAGCACACUGCAGUUAUUAACCUUGCUGGAGUAGGAAGUUAUAUGCAGUCACAGGCAGCUGUGUUGUCUCAGCUUGGCUCUGCCGAGAACAGACCUGAGCAAAGCCUUCCUCAGCAGAGAUUCCAGCUCUCCUCUGCCUUUCAACAGCAGCAGCAACAGAUCCAACAGUUGCGGUUCUUGCAGCAUCAAAUGGCUAUGGCGGCAGCAGCAGCAGCACAGACAGCUCAGCUACAUCGUCAUCGGCAUACAGGCAGCCAGUCAAAAAGUAAAAUGAAGAGAGGCACGCCAACCACUCCAAAAUUCUGAGGCUUGCAUUUUUUUUUUUUUCAAAACGUAAGAGCAUUGAAUCAAAAGGAUUCUGAGUUUCUACUUCGUUUUUGUUUUUUAACGUGUCAGUAUUUUACAUUGCUAGAUAUACAAACUUUAUACAGAAGCACAACCCUAUGAUUUUUAAAUGAAAACAGGGAAAUGGUUUAACGAACCAUUAGGGUGGGUUUGCCUAAGUCAUUGCUUUUUAAAAAUGGUUUCACUGUACAUAAUACAGAAGUGACCUAAGAAAUACUAGAAACAUCUUUCAGAAGAAUGUAGUUUGAUAUUUAUUUAGUAUAAAAGGUUUGUGCACAGUGUAACAAAUACAGUUUUUACAAAUCUGUU